AUGCCUGCAAAUAUUGUGGAGCUAAAUUUAAGUGGAAUAAAAGAUCUUAACGUUCAAGAUCUAAGUUAUUGCAAAAAAGAGUUUACUAACCUCAAAACAUUGGACGUUACAUUCACAAAUAUUUUCUUAUGCGAUUUGGAAGAGAUUUGCUGCGAUAGCUUAAAGAAUAUUGGGAUAAAUUUCUUUAAGCCUAAUUAUUUGAUAGAUGUAGACUACAUCACGUGGAACGCUAGCAUAACCGUUUUCGACGAUGAGUUUUUUAAAGGAUUGCUCCUUGAGUUAACCGAUUAUUUUCCCACUUACGUUUGCAUGCGUACAAAAACCGAAGGAAGGAUAACUGAAGCACCGAGCAAUUGGUACUGCAUAGACUCGUGUGAUACUUUUGACGGAGACGACUUUUUCGGGGAUGUUUUCUUACAAUGUAAAAAGUUGCACACUCUUGAUGUGUCCAUUAUAGAACGUGACCCUCUGUGCCUCGGCAACGAUUGCACACAGUCUUUAUUUACUAACCUGCAUGAGACAAAGCUAAAGAAUCUAAGGUUUAAAUCAAUAGACAUAGAUUACGAGAAUUUCUUUACUUCCUUGUCAAAAUGUCCAACUGUGGAACACAUUCACAUAUGCAACCUAAUACCAAAGACGCUGAACAAAAACCACUUUAGCUUGCGGGUGUGCUAUUUUGAUAGCGACAUCAAUCCAUUCGCAGAUGUAUUCAACCCAAGUCCACUUAACAUCACGCAGUGA
Molecule: messenger RNA, 741 nt
Organism: Cydia strobilella
Lineage: Eukaryota; Metazoa; Arthropoda; Insecta; Lepidoptera; Tortricidae
Exons: 4
Coding region: 1-741 (246 amino acids)
Source: RefSeq, a predicted model, not a curated record